GCGAAUUAACUAGCUCGUUUGUGCUCUUACCAACCAUUGGCUAGCGAGAGGAAAGCAUACGUAAGGAAAAGAAAUAUUUAUACAUUUCAGUUAUCAUGCGCGUAAAGCAGAAAGUGACGACGAUAGGUGUAAAACUUUAUUUUAAAAAUCCCGGCUCCUUUUGGGACUGAAUAAUUGGGAUGAUAUGUUUUGUUCUGUAACCCUGCCUGCAAUUACCAGGGAAUGAAUGGACUUUGGAACUCUUGUAAUAACAAGACAAUAGGAAACAAGGUCAGGUUUGAAAUAAAAAACGCUCCCAGUUGUGUAAUUGUGCUCACUUGAAGACUGUCUACAAAAAUUAAAAUUGAAGCGAAAGCAAAUUUGAGGCCUGACGUAGCAAGAAAAUAGAUAAUGCUAAAUAAUACAAAACACCUAAAGCUAUCUUUAGAGUUAAGCCAUGCGUAGUUCAUUGGCAUACGCGUGAAACACUCCAGGUGCACGUGAGCCACUGAGUCGAUCCAUAAGGCGAGACACUUGAUAGCUCAAGAUUAAUUACCAUAGCAGUUCAACUUUGAUUGACAAACUUUCAGCAUCUCUCUGUUGCUUCCUGAGUGUUAAUGAUAUUUACUUACAAAACUUAUCAGCGAAAUGAAAUCACGCCAUCAAGCCAACUAAAACGGUUCAUGGGACAAGAAACCCAGAUCUCUGCGUUACCCUUGCUGUUAACGUUUAAUUUAUCAUCAAUUGUUCAAUUCUCUCCCUGUAUUUACUAAGGUAAGAGAAACGUUCUAGAAAAUAGGCACUUAACUAAUUGUUCGAUUCAUCUAGAAUAAAUUUUACUUCACCCGGCUAUUAUCUUAAGCAGUGCCAGAGGCAGGGAUGUAGGCCGUUUUCCAGUAGUUCAUUUUCUAUCUUAAAAUAUCAUUCAAUUCCUCUUAGUUUUACCACCAAAGGUCGUCAUGUGUGAAGUUAUUGAUCAGUAUAAGACACACGUUCUAGGCAGGUAAAUCAAGCACAUCAUUGUUAUAACGAAUAAAAGGAUUCACUUCUCUCUGCUAACAAAACUUCAUAAAAAGGACUCAUAACAUGUUCAUUAAUUACAAGGCUGUUUAUUAAGAGGUGAUGCGCUUAGCCAGGAAAGGAUUACGGAAACAUUUCCAGCUCUGCUCACAAUGAAGGAAAUAUCGAUGAAGAAGUCAGACAAAAGCCUCCUACCAUUAAGAGGCAAAAUAUCUCCUCCAACGAUUUUAAACUGCGACAACCAUGCCUAUGAACAACCAUACCUCGAUAAGGAAACCGCUAAUGAUAUUGCCAAAAGAGAAAGGAUGUUUUCUGUAUCUUCGAGGAGUGCCUGUAGUUCCAAACAUGACUCUAGUUUGUCUGAAGUGAGAUCCAUGACUCCUCCAUUUACACCACCGACGAACAAUACAAAUGGGGAUCAAGGGUUCCUUGUAAGACGACCUUCGGAACAUUUUCUUGAAGUGCUAGGAGAACAUAAAUCGAGGGAAACGCUGCCUAAGGUAUUGUCAGCCUCAUGUCUUCCUCCAUUGCGAAAUGCGUCUCAAGGAGAAGACGCUAUCAAGAAGAAUAUUAAAGAUCUGAAGGGAACUAAUGGUGUAAUGAAUAAUAAUUACGAUGGAGCCUUUUCCCGCCCAGUUGCACCUGAUAACAACACAUUGCUUCUUGGACCUGGAGGUAGGAGAAGGAUGUCAACACCAAUUGGCGUUGAGAAAGAACAUCUUCGCAAAACGAAUUCUUUGCCUUUAAUCAAAACUGGCUUUGCUCUUACAACGGGAACAGACUGUAUAAACGAUUCCGCCUUCCACAAGCACACAAAGUCCGCGUUCACAAGCCAGGAAAACAAAAUAGACGAAUGCGUCGACCACAUUCAAAAUGUAAAGAUCGAUGAAUAUUUAGAUGAAGAAUUGUGCGACGAAGACGGAGUGAUCGAUCAGAACGAUGAUGAGGAGACAUUCGAAAAAUUCUCAAUGAUUUGCCAUUGGCUGAAAGACUGCGAAAAAGCUAAAAUCACUUAGCAGCUGGAUUCAAACAGACUCCAGGAAAUGUCUCUGUAAAUAUUCGCUUUGGUAGUCUUUGCAGACUUUGCAUGCAUGUUGCACGUAAGUUAUCAGCUCUCUGUUUGACUUUAUUGAUCAUUUAUCAAACCAGCUGAUGUUCCUGGGACGAAAAGCUUUUAACCGGUACUUUGUUCUUUUGAUACAUACUGAUGAUAAAAAGUCUGCUGGAGGAACGCCAACCUUAUAAGCUGCGAAUUGUUUGGUUUAGUUGAACUUUAAAACUGGCUACAACACUAUUUGGAUUGUUCGUUUAAAUCGACAACCUAAGAAAUUAUCUGAAUUUUUUGGUUGAUUAACAAACAAGAAAAAAAAAGAAGUACACAUGGGCGUUUCAGCGAUACAGGAACAAGCAUUGCCGGUUGUUAGCUUUCUUUGAACUAUUUUUAAGAAGGAAAAUAAUCUUUAUUCCCCGCUGUCGAUUUAUUUCUUAUCGUUUCAGUAUCAUGAAGUUUCUAUGCCAUAACGAUCGAUCAAUCGAUAUGAUGACUGAGCAUUCUUCAGGAUUACACAGUAUCACUUUAAUCAUCGCCUAUGUAAGGCAACAAAGAAAAACGAAUACAAUUGCAGCCCAUAGUUAUUUAUUCACGGUCUUUCAGAAAUCAUCCGCUUCACGCGUGAUUCUUUACUGACCCGUAAUGUCCUCUGCAUUCCUCCAAAUCCGGAGCGGAUCUGAGAAAUCAAGACGUCUUCCCCGGCUGGCGCGGGGUCCUAUAAAUAAUUGUCCAUAGCUGCGAAAUGAGAGUGUAUAUAGCGAACUAAUGAAGAGCUAAAUUGAUACAAUUAACUGCCAAAUUCUAAAAUCCCUCAAAAGUUCUUUAUCAAAACACCAUGUGUUUUUCAUUGUCUAUGGUGUCAUUCUAAUUUAUACAGUGCCUGAUUGUACCAUAAUUAGACUCUGAGUUAGGCCUCCUUGAAAGUUUUAUUCGCGCUCAGGAAAGCGGCUUGUAUUUGUGUAAGGGCUUAGCUUCCUUGAAAUUUAAUUUAUUUGGUCUGAGUAUCUGGGUGGUAUUUACUUUGUAUUUUGUGAAGAUGAUACUCAAAAUCCUUGUUAUGACAUAUGAAGAGUCAAGUGGGUUAUCGGUUUGGGAAUUUGUUUCAAAAAACGAUGUGUGAUUUAUAUAUUUCAUUUCAUAAUAAUAUGAAAAUGUUUGAGGCAAAACUUGAAAGAAUAAAAUUCUUAAAAGUCAA
This is a messenger RNA of Pocillopora damicornis (cauliflower coral), 3245 nucleotides long. RefSeq lists its product as uncharacterized. Lineage: Eukaryota; Metazoa; Cnidaria; Anthozoa; Scleractinia; Pocilloporidae. The record is from RefSeq and is a predicted model, not a curated record.